UCCUAAAAUUAAAAAAAAAAAAAAAAAAAAAAGAGCCCACUGUGCGCUAAUCUGCUCACCCCUUCUUUCUCCUGCAGUCUCCACGCACUUCCGGAGAAAGAAAGUGAGAAGAAGAGGCAGCUGCAGCAGCUUCACCUCCUGCCGCCCGCUUCAACUACAAGUAAUUCCAUCUGAUUUUGCGUCUUCUUUAGCUCAUUGGUAGGCUACAUACCCAAAAUCCCAAAACAUGGACUCUUCCAUACCUCAAAAACUCGAUGAGUGCUCACCAUCCUCAACCACCAUAAAAUUCGACCACCCAAUCCCUCUACUCCGGGGUCCUGUACCCGCCAGCUCAUCCGACGAUCCGUCAUCCCGCCCUUAUGUUCUCGCUGCUGCCUCCAAGAUAUUUGAGUUUAAAAUUAUCGAGCAGUGCGAUGGUGGGGCCAGGAUUGGGUGCGCCAUAGCAGCGUCCAACAAGUGUAAUCCCCCGUGGUGGCACAAUUUCAUAGGAGGGAAAUAUCCUGAUUUGAAGGAGAGAGAGAUGUGCGAGGAACGCGAAAUGGAGGGCUGUUUGGGUGCAGCGAAGGAGAAGUUCAUUGGGUUUGCCAAGUGCAACUGUUGGAGGUCGUUUAGCGAGGCGAGAAUUGCAGCUGGGGAGGGAAUGUUGAGUGAGAAAGUGGUUAGGAAGUUUGUAUGUUUGGUAUCAAUGCUAGAGAGGAGCAAGUGGGGUUGGUUUGAUGGAAUUUGAUAGAUGUGAGUUUGGCAUCACGAAUUAUAGAGCUACCGAGUUGCUGGGCGCUGAUCCAAAGUACGAAUAGUUUUUCAAUCAACGUUGAAAGAGAGCAAGAAUGUGGGGUUAUUGGGUUGUGCCAUUGAGGUGGUGGGAGGUUUGGCCAUUUUUAACUGGUUGAGGAUGAGGAUCGACGCUGGAGAGGGAUGCUUGGUUAAACUUCUGUGGCCAAUUGUUUUUUCAAGUGAAUAAAAUAGAUGCUAAUCCCGUUGAGACUUUAGAUGAAGAGUGUUCCCUUACUUAAAUUGCUAACUUUAGCCAACAAAUUCAGGGAAGAAACGAAGUGGGGUUUCAAUAAUUGGCUGACAACACUGUUCAUGUACAUUGGAAAGGAGCUGCAGAGAUGAUAGGGAUGUGUUCAGAUUAUUAUGAGAGCAAUGGGGUUAUAGAGCAGUGGGGUUAUAAAGCCAUGGAUAAAGAUGGAAAAAGUAAAAUUGAGAGAAUAAUCCAAUGUGUGGGAACUAGUAGCCUCAGAUGCAUUGCUUUUGCUUACGAGAAAAUUACAGAGGAAGAAAUGAUAAAGAACGGAAACGGUUAUAAAUACGCGCCCAAGACUACCAGAAAUGGUUGAUCUUGCUAGGGAUAGUGGGUCCCAAGGAUCCAUGUCGGCCAGGAGCCAGGAAAGCUGUGGAAAUUUGCAAGUCCUCGGAUGUAAGCAUCAAAAAGAUAACCAAGGACAUUUUUUUCACAGCAAAAGCCAUAUCCAUAGAAUGUGGAAUUCUAUAGAGAGGUCACCGAGUAGACAAUGGAGUAUUGGUAGAAGGUGUUGAAUUUCAGAACUCCACACAUGAUGGAAAGGGUUGAUAAGAUUGUGUGAUGGCAAGGUUAUCGCCCUUUGACAAACUUCUAAUGGUACAAUGCUUGAGGCAGAAAGAUCAUGUUGUUGCAGUAACAGUAGAUGGCAUAAAUGAUGUACCUGCAUUAGAAUAAGCUGAUAUAGGACUGUCUAUGGGCAUUCAAGGCACAGAGUGGUUGCUAAGUAAAGGUCAGAUAUUGUCAUUUUGGAUGAUAAUUUUACUUCUGUGGCCACAGUUUUAAGGUGGGGAAGAUGUAUCUAUAACCUCCAGAAAUUUAUCAAGAUUCAACUAACUGUAAGUGUUGCUGCUUUUGUGAUCAACUUCAUAGCAGCAGGUUCUGCUGGUGAGCUUCCUCUAACAGCACAUCAAUUGCUCUGGGUAGACCUCAUUGUGGACCCGCUCGUAGCUCUGGCACUGGCUGCAGAACGACCCACUGCUGAGCCAAUGCAGAGGCUGCCUGUAAGUCAGACAUAGCCCCUUAUAACAAAUAUUAUGUGGAGAAACCUGCUAGCUCAAGCUCUUUACCAGGUAGCAAUCCAGCUUCAAAAGGGCUAUGUGUUCAAUGUACCAUAGAAAGUCUCUUCCUCUAGGCUUGGAACUGAGCGUGUGGAGAAGCUAAAAGAUUUAUGUUUUGCAAAUUGACCCCUCAAAAUGUGACAGUAGGGCUUCAAUUGUUUCCUAUUCCCAAAUUUUAACAAGAGCAAUGAUUUAAUCUGCCAAA
Hevea brasiliensis (rubber tree) is the source of this 2287-nucleotide messenger RNA. RefSeq lists its product as uncharacterized. Lineage: Eukaryota; Viridiplantae; Streptophyta; Magnoliopsida; Malpighiales; Euphorbiaceae. The transcript has a single exon. Gene Ontology annotation, cellular component: plastid. The record is from RefSeq and is a predicted model, not a curated record. The coding region runs from base 227 to 727 and encodes 166 amino acids.